Messenger RNA from Lathyrus sativus (Indian pea), 477 nucleotides. The record is from the annotation of a GenBank genome assembly. Lineage: Eukaryota; Viridiplantae; Streptophyta; Magnoliopsida; Fabales; Fabaceae.
AUGUCAUAUAUUGAUAAUGUAGUUAAUGUUGUAUCAGAUGGUAAUUGUGGAUUUAGAGUCAUUGCUUCAUUGCAUGGAUAUGGUGAAGAUCGUUGGCCAAUGGUUCGUCGAGACUUGAGAUUGGAAAUAAUACAUAAUGAAAGGUCAAGUUUGUAUGCCAAUUUAUUUACUGAUCAGUUAUCAGUAGUGAGAGAACCUUUGAUGAUAGAGGAAUUUGGUCCUCAACCACCACAUAAAUGGUUAACUCUACCAGAUAUGGGUUACGUGAUAGCAAAUCCAAUUUACUGCAUUGGUUUUGUAAACAGAAAUUAUUGGGUUCAGGUAAACAUGAAAGAAGGAUUUCCAUUUCCACUAGUGACAUUAGAUUGGAAUAAGUUUCGUUCUUCAGCAGCAACAUCUUGGAUGCUAGGAUUUGCAGGACGUCUACAACAUUGGCAACAACUUACGCAUAUAUUACCAACGCAUUAUGAAUUAUAA